AGCCACCCACCAAUCCCAAACAACCUCCUAUAGAAAGUUUUUGCCGGUGACUAACAAUUCCCAACAAAAAACCUCAAUUAUCUCAGCGAAAUAAGCCCAUCAGCCAUGGCGGCCUUCCCCGGAAGUAUAGCCUUUGACGAAUUCGGUCGCCCGUUCAUUAUUUUACGCGACCAAGAAAACCAGAAGCGAUUAACCGGAAUCGACGCCUUGAAGUCUCACAUUUUGGCCGCCCAGCAAAUCGCCAACACCAUCCGCACAUCGCUGGGCCCCAAAGGCCUGGACAAGAUGAUGGUGUCGCCCGAUGGUGAAGUGACAGUAACCAACGAUGGGGCCACGAUUUUGAAAAUGAUGGAAGUCGAUCAUGAGAUCGGGAAAUUGCUGGUGCAAUUAUCGCAAUCGCAGGACGAUGAAAUUGGCGAUGGGACAACGGGAGUUGUUGUUCUUGCGGGGGCGUUGUUGGAGCAAGCUGGGGCGUUACUCGACCGGGGGAUUCACCCAAUCAGAAUCGCCGAUGGGUUUGAAUUGGCGUGUCAAACUGCGGUUAAACAUUUGGAUAAAAUUGCCGAAUUGUUUCCCGUUUCGGCGGAGAAUACGGAGCCUCUUAUCAAAGUGGCGAUGACCACGUUGGGAUCGAAAAUCAUCAAUAAGUGUCAUCGACAAAUGGCCGAAAUUGCCGUCAAUGCGGUCCUGGCUGUCGCCGAUUUGGAGCAAAAAGACGUCAAUUUCGAAUUGAUCAAGGUCGAAGGAAAGGUUGGGGGCCGUUUGGAGGACACCACACUGGUCAAAGGUGUGGUCAUUGACAAAACCAUGUCGCAUCCUCAAAUGCCCAAAGAAUUAAAAAACGUCAAAUUGGCGAUCCUUACAUGUCCAUUUGAGCCGCCAAAACCAAAAACCAAACAUAAGUUGGACGUUACCAACGUUGAGGAGUUCAAAGAAUUGCGCCAAUACGAACAAGACAAAUUCAAAGAAAUGGUGGGGCUUGUAAAAAAGGCGGGGGCAACGUUGGCCAUCUGCCAAUGGGGUUUCGACGAUGAGGCAAACCACCUCCUCCUCCAACAGCAACUUCCAGCUGUUCGUUGGGUUGGCGGCCCCGAAAUCGAACUCAUCGCUAUAGCAACCGGGGGCCGUAUUGUGCCCCGUUUUGAGGAAUUGAGUCCUGAUAAGUUGGGAAGUGCCGGUUUGGUGCGUGAAUUAUCGUUUGGGACAACAAAGGAUCACAUGUUGGUCAUUGAGGAGUGUUCCAAUUCACGAGCUGUUACGAUUCUGGUGCGUGGGGGGAACCAGAUGUUGGUGGCGGAGGCUAAGAGGAGUCUGCAUGAUGCCUUGUGUGUUGUUAGGAGUUUGGUGCAAGAGCCGAGGGUUGUGUAUGGAGGAGGUGCAGCGGAAAUUGCGUGUAGUUUGGCAGUGGCAGCACAAGCUGAUCAAUUGGCUUCGUUGGAACAAUAUGCUUUCAGGAGUUUUGCUGAAGCUUUGGAAAGUAUUCCGUUGGCGUUGGCUGAAAAUAGCGGAUUGUCGGCGAUUCAUGCCUUGGGAGAAGUUAAAGCAAAGCAAGCUGCGACUGGAGAUUCGGCUCUUGGAAUUGAUUGUAUGAGUACUGGGAAUAUGAAUAUGAGGGAACAACAUGUGAUUGAAUCUCUGAAAUCGAAAAGGCAACAGUUGCUUCUGGCUACCCAGUUGGUCAAGAUGAUACUGAAAAUUGAUGAUGUCAGGUCGCCAAAUGAUGGACAAGGACUUUAAUUUAAUUAAUCAGUUUUGUAUUGUAUCGCUUAUUUAACUCGUAAUAAACGUAUUAACACUG
Messenger RNA from Tribolium castaneum (red flour beetle), 1798 nucleotides. RefSeq names its product Chaperonin containing TCP1 subunit 5 (gene CCT5). Gene Ontology annotation, molecular function: ATP-dependent protein folding chaperone; ATP binding; ATP hydrolysis activity. The coding region runs from base 106 to 1737 and encodes 543 amino acids. Gene Ontology annotation, cellular component: chaperonin-containing T-complex. The transcript has 3 exons. Gene Ontology annotation, biological process: protein folding. Lineage: Eukaryota; Metazoa; Arthropoda; Insecta; Coleoptera; Tenebrionidae. The record is from RefSeq and is a predicted model, not a curated record.